Messenger RNA from Olea europaea var. sylvestris, 948 nucleotides. Its product is annotated as ATP-dependent Clp protease ATP-binding subunit CLPT2, chloroplastic-like. The record is from RefSeq and is a predicted model, not a curated record. The coding region runs from base 41 to 751 and encodes 236 amino acids. The transcript has 5 exons. Lineage: Eukaryota; Viridiplantae; Streptophyta; Magnoliopsida; Lamiales; Oleaceae.
UCCCCCAUCCAUUCGCAAAGCAGAACACAAUUCUUUGAAAAUGGCAGCACGCACUCUCUCCACAGCCCCAAAUCGAAUAAUCCGACUCGAAUGCAACCAUAACAAUCCAUUUUUACCUACCUGGAAUACUCUCGGACUACCCAGAUUACAGAAUUCUUGGCUUGGCAUCAUAGCAAUCAAACUCUCGAUCAAUUUCAUCAAUGUCAGACCCUUUUUACCGAAGUACCCUCCCAUCAAAGCCACUGUCUCCUUCAGCCUCCCUACUGCAAAGCCAGAGCCUGUUGCUUCCACUGAGAAAAUGCCCAAAUGGUCGUCAAAGGCAAUAAAGUCAUUUGCAAUGGCCGAGUUGGAAGCAAGGAAGAUAAAGUCCCCGACCACGGGUACUGAAGCUCUUCUCUUGGGGAUCUUGAUUGAGGGAACAAAUUUCGCUUCAAAAUUUUUGUGGGCAAAUGGAAUUACACUCCUUAAAGUGCGGGAGGAAAUUGUCAAAUUACGUGGAAAACCUGAUUUGUACUUUUUCAGUCCUGAGCAUCCACCUUUAACUGAAGAUGCUCAAAGGGCUCUUGAUUGGGCUAUUGAUGAGAAGAUUAAAUCUGGCAACGACGGGGAAAUUACUACUACUCAUUUACUUCUCGGAGUAUGGAUGCAAGAAGAAUCACCAGGAUACAAAGUACUGACUGCACUAGGCUUCAGUAAUGAGAAAUCUAAAGAGCUUCAUUCUUUGAUAUCCGAACCUGAAUUUGUAGACUGAGAGUAGUUUCUUGUCAUUCAAUGUAGCUUUUCAUGUAAUUUUUUUCGACCCAAAUCAGGUUGCCAAUCCAGACCUUGUGUACAAAUUUGGAGUAUCGUGAGAAUGUAACAGUCGUGUAAAAGUUUCUUUAGAAUUGUUCAAGAAUUUAUGUUCAUCCCAUUUAAAUAAGGUAAUUAAUAAUUCUUUGGUACCUUUUA